UCUGCUUACGCGCCAAAAGCUACAGAUGAAGCACAGAUCAGAGAUGUUUUCAUGCGACGAAGACUAAGCUAGAAUAGCUCUUCUCAGACACUGGAACAUGGAGACUCUAAUGUCUUCUUCAUCGGUUCUCGUCGUCAGGAUGCCGAAGGGCAUUUCCACAAAGGGUGUAACGGUAACCUCUGACACUCAUCAUUGUCAGAGAAACAGAAAAAGGUUUUCCAUCGGAACUCGCAAGUUUCCAGCAAGAAUCCGGGCGAUCAAUGACGUUUCAACAGCCGCAGAUCCCGCUCAGGCGGUUGUCACUUGGCAAAUUGUCGUGGGCACUAUAGCUGGAGUCACUCCUUUCGUGGUGGCAGGAAUCGAGUUCAGCAAACGAAUUGUGGCACAGAGAAGAUGUCAGUUUUGUGGAGGCUCAGGACUUGUUUUAAGGGGCAAAUACUACUUCCGCUGUCCUGGUUGUGGUGGAUUUCUCCCAUGGCAGUCAUGGAAAAGAUUUUUUUCAGGCUAGUGGCUUAUUAGUUGGCUGGUAUCCUUAUCUUGGUAAUUAGAUGGAAGGACAUUUCUGAGAGAGACUG
Messenger RNA from Nelumbo nucifera (sacred lotus), 575 nucleotides. RefSeq lists its product as uncharacterized. NCBI's taxonomy places the organism in Eukaryota, Viridiplantae, Streptophyta, Magnoliopsida, Proteales, Nelumbonaceae. The record is from RefSeq and is a predicted model, not a curated record.